Triticum aestivum (bread wheat) is the source of this 3013-nucleotide messenger RNA. RefSeq names its product probable xyloglucan glycosyltransferase 1. Gene Ontology annotation, molecular function: glycosyltransferase activity. Gene Ontology annotation, cellular component: Golgi apparatus. The transcript has 5 exons. The record is from RefSeq and is a predicted model, not a curated record. NCBI's taxonomy places the organism in Eukaryota, Viridiplantae, Streptophyta, Magnoliopsida, Poales, Poaceae. The coding region runs from base 504 to 2618 and encodes 704 amino acids.
GGCCAAAGUGAAGCCAGAGGAGCUCUGAAUUUUCUUCUCUUUUCUACGGGGGUGGCGGUGGUGCUCGCGCCCGGCUCGCGGCGGUGUGGUAAUCAUAGGGGAGAGUAGGGGUGUGUAUGUAUAAAGGCCCGGCUUGUCCCGAGCUGAGCCGAGGGGAAGUUGGAUUGGAUCCCCCGCCGCGACGUGGUGAGCUACUCAGAGCUGAGCUGUUUCCUCCAUCUUCCUCCCCUCACUCCUCCCUGCUGCCGCGCCUCACUCUACGCUACGCUACGCUCCGUGCGCGCGUGGGAUCCUGCUGCUGCCUGCCCGCCUGCCAUCCGUCCCCGUCCUUCCUCCUGCCAUUUCCUUCUUCCCCUGUCUCUUCUUCCGUCUUGGCGUCCGUCCACCUCUAGCUCCAGCCUAGCCUCAGAGAGUGUGUGUGUGUGUGUUGAUGAGGAGGUGAGGGGGGCCGGAGCCACAGCCGCAGCCGCCAAGGGGGCGGCAUCUGGGGUCCGGGGCCGGCAAUGGCGCCGUGGUGGGGGCAGGAGGCGCGGGGAGGGGUGUCCGGCGGCGUGACGGGGACGCCCGUCGUGGUCAAGAUGCAGACCCCGGACUGGGCCAUCUCCGAGGUGCCGCCGCCGGGCUCCCCCGCCGCGGGGGGCAAGGACGGCCGCGGCAAGAACGCGCGCCAGAUCACCUGGGUGCUGCUCCUCAAGGCGCACCGCGCCGCCGGGAAGCUCACGGGCGCCGCCACCGCCGCGCUCUCCGUGGCGGCGGCCGCGCGCAGGCGGGUGGCCGCGGGCCGGACCGACUCCGACGCCGACGCCGACGGCGCGCCGCCGGGGCCGGGGGCCGGCAGGCCCGCGCUGCGCACCAGGCUCUACGGCUUCAUCCGCGCCUCCCUCCUCCUCUCCCUGCUCCUCCUCGCCGCCGACGUCGCCGCGCACGCCCAGGGCUGGCACCUCGCCGCGCUCCCCGACCUGGAGGCCGUCGAGGGCCUCUUCGCCGCGGGCUACGCGGCCUGGAUGCGCGCCCGCGCCGCCUACCUCGGCCCGGCGCUGCAGUUCCUCACCAACGCCUGCGUCGUGCUCUUCAUGAUCCAGAGCGCCGACCGCCUCAUCCUCUGCCUCGGCUGCUUCUGGAUCAAGCUCAGGGGGAUCAGGCCCGUGCCCAACGCCGCCACCGCCGGCAACGGCAAAGGCUCGGACGACGUCGAGGCCGGCGCCCAGGAGGAGGAGGAGGGGGAGUUCCCCAUGGUGCUCGUCCAGAUUCCAAUGUGCAACGAGAAGGAGGUGUAUCAGCAAUCCAUUGGAGCUGUCUGCAAUCUGGACUGGCCGAGAUCGAAUUUCUUGGUGCAGGUGCUCGAUGAUUCUGAUGAUGCUGCGACUUCUGCUCUCAUCAGAGAGGAGGUUGAGAAAUGGCAACGGGAGGGUGUCCGGAUAUUGUACCGGCACCGGGUGAUUCGUGAUGGCUACAAGGCUGGAAAUCUCAAGUCUGCCAUGAACUGCAGCUAUGUGAAAGACUAUGAGUUUGUUGUUAUCUUUGAUGCUGAUUUCCAACCACAAGAAGACUUCCUGAAGCUAACUGUGCCCCAUUUCAAGGGCAAAGAGGAUGUUGGACUAGUUCAGGCAAGGUGGUCUUUUGUAAACAAGGAUGAGAACUUGUUAACUAGGCUGCAAAACAUAAAUCUGUGCUUCCACUUUGAGGUGGAACAGCAGGUUAAUGGGGCAUUCCUCAAUUUUUUCGGGUUCAACGGAACCGCGGGAGUGUGGAGAAUUAAGGCACUCGAGGACUCUGGAGGAUGGAUGGAGAGAACGACAGUUGAAGACAUGGAUAUUGCUGUCCGAGCACAUCUAAAGGGAUGGAAGUUUCUCUAUCUUAACGACGUUGAGUGCCAGUGCGAAUUGCCGGAGUCAUAUGAAGCAUACAGAAAACAGCAGCAUCGAUGGCAUUCUGGUCCGAUGCAGUUGUUUAGACUCUGCUUUGUGGACAUUAUCAAAUCGAAGAUUGGGUUCUGGAAGAAAUUCAACUUGAUAUUCCUUUUCUUUCUCCUCCGAAAACUGAUUCUGCCCUUCUAUUCAUUCACCCUCUUCUGCGUCAUACUUCCAAUGACAAUGUUUGCUCCUGAAGCAGAGCUACCUGCCUGGGUGGUGUGCUACAUUCCAGCAACCAUGUCCUUGCUCAACAUCCUCCCAGCCCCAAAGUCCUUCCCAUUCAUCGUCCCCUACCUUCUGUUUGAGAACACCAUGUCGGUGACCAAGUUCAACGCCAUGAUCUCCGGCCUGUUCCAGCUCGGGAGCGCCUACGAGUGGGUCGUCACCAAGAAAUCCGGCCGGUCUUCGGAGGGCGAUCUCGUCGCCCUCGUCGAGAACGAGAAGCAAUCCAAGCAGCAGAGAGUAGGGUCCGCGCCCAACCUCGACUCCCUAGCAGCAAAGGAGGAAUUGUACCCGAAAUCGGAACCUAAAAAGAAGAAACACAAUAGGUUAUACAGGAAAGAACUAGCAUUGUCCUUCCUCCUCUUGACAGCAGCAGCUCGCAGCCUGCUCUCGGUUCAGGGCAUACAUUUCUACUUCCUUCUGUUCCAGGGGGUGUCGUUCUUGGUCGUCGGGCUCGACCUCAUCGGCGAGCAGGUGGAGUGAUGAUGAUAGGAUACUACAGCAAGCAAGUAGUAUAAUGGGGUUUUCUCUUUUUUGCAUUUGAUGAAGCGCGUGGAAUGUGCCAUUUGAAGCAUCACCGAACGCGAGAGGUGGCUCUGGCUGAUGAUCAUCAGAGAGAGGCUGAAAUGGAAUGAAAUGAAAAUGAAAUGUUGGGGUUGUAGAUAUAUGGCUUGGGACUCGGCCUGUGAGGUCCCAAUUCUUUUGUAAGAAUCGAUGGAUGGGUCUUCGGUGGAUAACUAGAUUGGGUUAAUUCUCUUCUUCUUGACAGUUUACCUUCAAAUGAAGUGAUACUGUUGUUGUUGUUGUUGUUGUUGUUGUCGUCAUCAUCUGUAAUGUAGUACUUUGGAAUGCAUAGUGAGUGAUACUUGUUCUGGGUA